AUGGCUUACAAGGUACAUGGCGGAGCGGAGCUCAGACCGGGAGUGGAGCUGAAACUGAGAGUGAUACCGACAAGUAGGAGCAUAGCUCAGACCGGGAGUGACACCGACACCAGAAGCGGAGCUCAGACCGGGAGUGACACCGACACCGGGAGUGGAAAUCAGAUCGGGAGUGACACCGACACCAGCAGCGGAGCUCAGACCGGGAGUGACACCGACACCAGAAGCGGAGCUCAGACCGGGAGUGACACCGACACCGGCAGUGUAAAUCAGAUCGGGGGUGACACCGACACCAGCAGCGGAGCUCAGACCGGGAGUCACACCGACACCGGGAGUGUAAAUCAGAUCGGGAGUGACACCGACACCAGAAGCGGAGCUCAGACCGGGAGUCACACCGACACCGGGAGUGUAAAUCAGAUUGGGAGUGACACCGACACCAGCAGCGGAGCUCAGACCGGGAGUGACACCGACACCGGGAGUGUAAAUCAGACCGGGAGUGACACCGACACCGGGAGUGUAAAUCAGAUCGGGAGUGACACCGACACCAGAAGCGGAGCUCAGACCGGGAGUGACACCGACACCGGGAGUGUAAAUCAGAUCGGGAGUGACACCGACACCAGAAGCGGAGCUCAGACCGGGAGUGACACCGGGAGCGGAGCUCAGACCGGGAGUGACACCAACACCGGGAGUGAUCCCAGGCUGAUACGCGGAUGA
Messenger RNA from Carcharodon carcharias (great white shark), 711 nucleotides. RefSeq names its product putative per-hexamer repeat protein 5. Bases 1 to 711 code for a protein of 236 amino acids. The transcript is spliced from 2 exons. The record is from RefSeq and is a predicted model, not a curated record. Lineage: Eukaryota; Metazoa; Chordata; Chondrichthyes; Lamniformes; Lamnidae.